Messenger RNA from Sphaeroforma arctica JP610, 184 nucleotides. RefSeq lists its product as hypothetical. The annotation marks the transcript as partial. The record is from RefSeq and is a predicted model, not a curated record. NCBI's taxonomy places the organism in Eukaryota, Ichthyosporea, Ichthyophonida. The transcript has a single exon. Gene Ontology annotation, molecular function: 5'-3' DNA helicase activity.
GGAGGAGAGCGUGAAGUGGUUGUUCUGUCGUGUGUGAUGACAGGCGAGAUGUCGGGGUUCGCUGAUUCCUUCAGACGUAUAAAUGUCGCCAUCACUCGUGCACGGCGUCACCUACUGAUUCUUGGCAACACCCGCGCGCUUUCGAAGACCAAACUGUGGGUGGAUGUAAUCCGCAUGUGCGAAG